Exserohilum turcica Et28A is the source of this 667-nucleotide messenger RNA. RefSeq lists its product as uncharacterized. The transcript has 2 exons. The record is from RefSeq and is a predicted model, not a curated record. The coding region runs from base 1 to 546 and encodes 181 amino acids. NCBI's taxonomy places the organism in Eukaryota, Fungi, Ascomycota, Dothideomycetes, Pleosporales, Pleosporaceae.
AUGCCGCAAUACCACACUCCCGGCGGUACUGCCUCCUAUGCAGACGGAAAGUCGCUCUACCCGUCCUUCCCCAAGGUCAGCUUCGGCCGUGCCGUCGCGAUUGGUCUCUCAGCAGGCUUUCUCGGCGCCCUCGUUAUGUCCGGUACCAACAAGCUAGAGCAAAUGUUUAGCGGUCGGCCGAACUCAUACGUCCCAGCCCGCACGGUUGGCAACCACCUCGGCGUCUCCGCGGACUUUUAUAAGAGGAAUGUCGACCUGCUGAACAACGUGCAUCACUAUGGCAUGGGUAUGUUGGCAGGUCCUGUCCGCGCUAUUAUGUCGUAUUAUGGAGUCAUUGGCCCGUUUGCAACGUUUGUUCAUACUGGUGUUCGUAUCAUGAUGGAUCAGACUGUCGAAUUGACAGCGGGGACGAGCGCGUUGCCGUGGACGUGGCCCAUCAACGAGCAAGUGAUUGAUGUGCUGCAUAAGGGCAUAUAUGCAGUGGUCACUGGAUAUGUGUGCGAUCGCUUGGUGAGGGGCGUGGAUUGGUUUAACAGUGGAUCCUGAGGAAUGGGUCUCAAGAUGGAUAUGGUUAGAUGAAGGACUAACUGAGCGGUAUCACUCUACGAAGGAGCUCGUAUUCAGUGUGUCCCUAUGUAGGCGCACACCUGUAUAGAAUGAAAAUGCG